AUGCACCUCCGUGACGUCCUUUCCGCGACUUUGGCUGCGGCACCGCUGGCAGUGUCCGCAGCUGGAACACUUGGCUUCGCCGUGGGAAACACCAACCCAGAUGGCACCUGCAAAGCCCAGUCCGACUUCGAAGCCGACUUCCAAGCGAUCUUGACCAACACCGAUGCUCAGCUAGUCCGAACCUACUCAUCCUCCGACCAGUAUGGCAACCCAUGCCAUACACCCUCACAAGUCCUCCCGGCUGCCAAAUCUGCAGGUAUUAAGGUGCUGUUGGGAAUGUGGCCUGAUGGUGGUGCCUAUGAUAAGGAGAAGGCAGCGAUUGAUGAGGCAGACCCCACGUCUUAUGGUGAUACACUGUACGGCAUCACCAUCGGCUCGGAGGGUAUGUACCGGGGUACCUAUAACGCCGAUGAUCUUCUGGGCUGGAUUUCAGACAUGCAACAGUCCUACCCCAACACCCAACUUGGAACUGCAGACAGCUGGAACUGUUGGAACAACGGUACCAUGGACUCUAUAAUCAAGAGCGGUAUUCAGCUAGUACUCGCCAAUGGCUUUGCCUACUGGCAAUACCAAGAUAUCUCCAAUGCAACAAAGACUUACUUUGACGACAUGGCCCAAGCCCUGGGCCACGUUCAAGAAGUCAGCGGCAGCCUGGACAAGAUCCAUUUCAUGAACGGCGAAACUGGCUGGCCUGGCACCGGAGGCACGGACGCCGGCGCCGCAAAAGCAGGCGACGACAACAUGAAGACGUAUUGGCAAUCCGCCGUCUGCGGUAUCCUGGACUGGGGCAUUGACUUGUUCUGGUUCGAGGCCUUUGACGAGCCUGACAAGCCUGAUGCGAUUGGCGACAACGGGCAAAAAGCGAGCGAGCAGCAUUGGGGUUCUUUCACCUCUGACCGGCAGCCCAAGUUCGACAUGCACUGCUAG
Molecule: messenger RNA, 927 nt
Organism: Fonsecaea erecta
Lineage: Eukaryota; Fungi; Ascomycota; Eurotiomycetes; Chaetothyriales; Herpotrichiellaceae
Exons: 4
Coding region: 1-927 (308 amino acids)
Biological process (GO): carbohydrate metabolic process; cell wall organization
Cellular component (GO): cell surface; fungal-type cell wall; extracellular region
Molecular function (GO): 1,3-beta-glucanosyltransferase activity; glucan endo-1,3-beta-D-glucosidase activity
Source: RefSeq, a predicted model, not a curated record